AUGCAGAUGGCGGUGGGCGACGGUGCAGUGCCAGGAGUUAGUGGAGCUGCAGAUGUUUCGCAACGGACGCUCUCAGUUGUCGAAGGUCCUGCGGAUUCGGAAUAUGACAGAGAUCCUUCAUACGGUUCCUCAGCAGAGUCUGCAAAGACAGAGCAAAAGCAGGUGAUCCCUAGACCAAUAAACAAGACGGCAGCGCCGAGGGAUAUCGAGCCAGAGUGGGCGGUCUUCCCAGAAUCCAAUUACUCGUUUGAAUCCGACAGCGCACUUGGCAACAAAUGGGGGUCUGGUUCGCCAGAAGAGCGUUUUAAGAAGCGCCAAGAGGCGUACUUGCGUGAGGGCACAAGAAGGUCAGUAGCAGCAGUUUUUCUGGUCCACUGCGCAGAAUAUCCUCAUGUGUUGCUGUUACUAGACCAGCAACAACAGAAACACAGCCUCAUUAUGUUCAAGUACAAAACCUGGCAGAAACCGAAGGAGGUGCUGCAUCAGAAACUGUCGAAGUAUCUUAUAAAGCCUGAACAAAACUCUAAGAGGAAAUGGGUGGCACAGCAACUCUCCACAGACGGUCCUGACUUGGAAGUAGGAGAGUUUCUUGGCGAGUGGUGGAGAGGCGAGUUUGACGACGAUUUAGUCCCUUACUUGCCGCCCCACGUCACCCGUCCAAAGGAAAGAGUCCGUGUGCAUCAGGUGCAGCUGCCCCAUCGCUGCUCAUUUCGCAUUCCCGUCGGUUUCUGCUUAACCGUCGUUCCCAUCUUCGAGCUUUCUCCCCAACGCGUUGGGCUUGCCAUUGGCGGGUUGUCUCACCUUAUUGCCCGUUUUAGCAUCCGGCUUAUGGUUCCAACUUUGGACAAAUAUGAAGCAGAUACCUCACUUGAACACAAAGGUGAGGCUGGGCUCGACGAUUUAGGAACAAGUUUUGAUAUACAUGAGCUAGAGGAGCAGCCAGACGUUGCAGGCGGCCACGGUGAAGCGAAGCCAGCACUGGAAAAUGAUGGAGAACUCGAAAUGCUGCCACCAGAGCUACAGCAUCUUGCAGAACCUGAAGAAGCAGAAUGA
Molecule: messenger RNA, 1053 nt
Organism: Eimeria necatrix
Lineage: Eukaryota; Apicomplexa; Conoidasida; Eucoccidiorida; Eimeriidae
Product: mRNA cleavage factor-like protein, putative
Exons: 2
Coding region: 1-1053 (350 amino acids)
Cellular component (GO): mRNA cleavage factor complex
Molecular function (GO): mRNA binding
Source: RefSeq, a predicted model, not a curated record